Messenger RNA from Gasterosteus aculeatus aculeatus (three-spined stickleback), 1909 nucleotides. Lineage: Eukaryota; Metazoa; Chordata; Actinopteri; Perciformes; Gasterosteidae. The record is from RefSeq and is a predicted model, not a curated record.
GGCGGAAGUUUGAUGGCGUCAGCUGGCGGGUUGUGCGCAUGCGCGCUGCGUCAAAGAAUGGGUUGACGCGCGGACUGUGGAUCCGUUGGUCGUUUCGCGGUGGAUUUCCUACAGGCUCGAUACCUGCGGUCAACCGCUGGUUCGACCACGUUAUCUGCAGCAUUUUAACUGCUAGCCGUUAAUCCUCCAGCCUUCCGCUGUUUGAGGUGUGCGCUAAAGUUAGCCGGGAAGCUACACCAGUAGCUAACUUUAGCAUUACCGGAAGUUGUAACAAACGUCUAGGUGAACAUAGCUCAGUUGAGUGAACACGUCACAGUACUAAAGUUCCUGUUAAAGUUCAUCUGUACCUGUGUUUGUUAACCUGUGGAGACCUCAGCAGAUAAGUGAACACUAACUACUGAUACCUGGUUCUGGUAUUAAGAAGAAGAAGAUGUUGUCAGAUGUAGAGGUGGAGGGGUCAGACAGAGAAGGUAAGAGAAGAAGAGCUCUGUCUCUGGAGGACUGCCGAUGUCCGGUGUGUUUGGAGAUCUUCUUGGAGCCUGUGACGCUACCCUGCACACACACCUUCUGCAAGGUGUGCUUCCUGGAGUCGGUGGACAAAGCCACCCUCUGCUGCCCCCUGUGUAGAAGGAGGGUCUCUACCUGGGCCCGUCUGAACAGCAGGAAGAACUCUCUGGUGGACCAGACUCUGUGGGACCAGAUCCAGACCUGCUUCCCCCUGCAGUGUCAGCGCCGCCUCACCGGGCAGGAGGAGGAGGAGGAGCCUGGAGUAUCGGUUUGUUUUCCCAGAGUGAGUCAGCCUGGAGAGCUGAAACAGGAAUAUGAGAACCAGGUCACCAAACUGAUGGAGGAGAAGCGAUUCCAUGAGGAGGAGGAGAGAAAGGCCAGUGAGGACUUUAUCCAGAGGCUGCUGGCUGAGGAGGAGAAGCUGAGGCAGGAGGAGACGAGGAGACGAGAAGGAGAUGAGAAGCUGGCUCGUCUCCUCAGCAGCCAGCUUAACUCUGCUCCUGUCUCUCAAGAGACUUUUGGUCCUCCUCCCAUCACUCCAGCCAAGAAGAAGAAGAAGGAGGAGGUGGUUGGUGGAGGACAGAUGAAGAAGUUUCUUUUUCCCCUUCCUUCCAACAACGUCUCCUCACCCUGCAGCUUCAUAUCAAACAAGGAGAACAUUCUCCAUAAGGUGGAGCGCCCCCCCCCCUGAACCCUCGGUUGAUCUCCAUCAUCAAGAGCCAGGAGAGGGAUCCUCUGAGCCGGAGACGUUAGAGGAGGUGACCAGCUGGGGCUGUCCCUCCUCUCCUGAGGUGGUGACGGCGGCCUCUAUAGAGGUUGCUGGGUUGGAGGCGGAGCUUCUGUGCAGACAGCGGCAGGAGGAGGAGGACCGCAGGUUAGCUUUGCUCCUGCAGAAGGAGCUGGACCAGGAAGAGAAGAAGACAGCCACCAACCGACGUAGAGGAUCCUCAGACCCCUACUUGCUCCGUCACCACAGCAGGCGUGAGAUGAAGGCCGGCACCUCUGACACGCCCACCCGACCCACCCAAAGGACUACGAAGACCUCCACCCCCCUCUCCUCAUCGAUGAAGACUAAAGACCACUCGUCCUCUACAAAUACCUCCACCCCCUCCUACAGCAGCACUAAACAAGCCACCCUGACGGAAAUGUUCUUCAGAGCUGCUGAUUCUUCUCCUGUGUCCCAGUAGAUCCUCCAAAUGCUUUUUAACUUGGGCAUUGCACUAAUCUUCUCUCUAGUGCUGAUAACAGAGCAAAAGGACAUCUGUUGUGUCUGGUGAAACACAUGUCAUCGGUACCUUUUCUAAGAAAUAAAACACCUCUGUUUAUGUUGUUUGAGAAUUUUACAGUGUUUGUUAAUUUUUGGUGUUAGUGUUUUCUUAGAUUAAAGGUGAGUUUGAUCAUA